Messenger RNA from Cyphellophora europaea CBS 101466, 1545 nucleotides. RefSeq lists its product as uncharacterized. The transcript has 2 exons. Gene Ontology annotation, cellular component: fungal-type vacuole membrane; Golgi apparatus. The record is from RefSeq and is a predicted model, not a curated record. The coding region runs from base 1 to 1545 and encodes 514 amino acids. Lineage: Eukaryota; Fungi; Ascomycota; Eurotiomycetes; Chaetothyriales; Cyphellophoraceae. Gene Ontology annotation, molecular function: manganese ion transmembrane transporter activity; calcium ion transmembrane transporter activity. Gene Ontology annotation, biological process: manganese ion transmembrane transport; calcium ion transmembrane transport; Golgi calcium ion homeostasis.
AUGAAGGUCGACAGGAGGAGGACGUCUUUGAUUAUAUUCCUCCUUGCCACAGUCGCGUCCUGCAAUGUUGACUCGUCAGACCGAACUCAUUUGGUGAAGAGAGACCCCGUGGGUGCGUCAGAUCCUGCGAGCGAGACACGUACAGGACGCUUGGGAACAGAACACGCUCCUGUCGAUGGCAAGGAUGGCAUGCCACACGAAGGCCCCUGGAUCGAGACGGAAACAGACCGAAAGAACCAGAAGCUGAAGGAUGUUGGUGAAGAAGAGGCAAUCUACGAUGAGAAAGAGUCAAAACCUGCGAAAGACAUGCCUCAGUCUAAUGACGGUGUCAUGGAUGAUCCAAACCGAAAAGCCCCUGGGGAGGGCACGAGAGGGACCGGGGGGGGUGUAUCUCAGAGAACGAAAGACGGGAAGCCCGUUGGCAAACAGCCCGAGCAGCCUAAAGAGGCACCUCCCUUGCCGCAUUCGGAAAAGGAGAGAAUGGAAUUGGCCAGUGACGAGACCAAGGGCGACGAGAUCACAGGCGAUGCAGUAGAGGAGAACAAGAAGCCUCAGAACUUUGACGCGCCAACAGAUCUUCCAGCACGACCUCACGACAUUCCGAACCCCAAGAACCCGUCCUCUCCGAAAGACGACACCAUAUCCAUGGAUCCUUCGAAGCAACCACCAGACUUCACCUCUACGCCCGAGAGCGGCUCAGAACAUGAACCCGCUGUGAUCUCCCCUUUGCAUUCGCUCUUCCUCUCCUUCACGAUGAUCAUGUUCUCCGAGAUUGGCGACAAGACCUUCCUGGUAGCCGCCCUCAUGGCCAUGCGCCACGAUCGGAUGGUGGUCUUCUCUGCAGCAUAUGGAGCGCUCUUCGUUAUGACAGUCCUGUCCGCUUUACUUGGCCAUGCCGUCCCAUCUCUCAUCUCUCCUCACAUCACCAACUUCCUCGCGGCGGGCCUCUUCCUCGUCUUCGGAGUUCGUCUCUUUCUCGAGGCGCGUGGAAUUUCUCCAGACGAGGGUGUCACUGAGGAGAUGAAAGAGGUAGAGAUGGAACUGGAAGAGAAGGAACACCAGGCUGCGCGCCGUGCUCGGAGGCGGAGCUCGAUAUCACCUUACGUUCUCGAAGCAGGCCGGGCGCCUCGGAAGCACCGCUCGAGUGGUGGUCCUGGUCGACUCCCAUCGCCCCCAUCAUCUCCCUCAUCAGCGGGUUCACGUGACGUCUCUCCUUCCCGAGGCUCGGCUCUCAAAAACGCCAUCGACGGCUUCACGAAUCUACUCUCGCUCCUCCUGUCGCCCGCUUGGGUACAGACCUUUGUCAUGACAUUUCUCGGCGAAUGGGGCGAUCGCUCACAGAUUGCCACGAUUGCCAUGGCCGCGGGUCAAGACUACUGGUGGGUCACGGCCGGUGCUCUAGGAGGGCAUGCCAUCUGCACUGGCGUGGCUGUAAUUGGUGGCAAGGCUAUCGCGGGUCGGGUCAGCCUGCGCACGAUUACCAUGGGCGGUGCAAUUGCAUUCCUCGUGUUUGGCAUUCUGUACUUGCUAGAAGCAUUGUAUUGA